Messenger RNA from Guillardia theta CCMP2712, 1332 nucleotides. RefSeq lists its product as hypothetical. Lineage: Eukaryota; Cryptophyceae; Pyrenomonadales; Geminigeraceae. The record is from RefSeq and is a predicted model, not a curated record. The transcript has 22 exons. The annotation marks the transcript as partial.
AGGGUAGCCCACUUGUUGACACCAGAGGCUCUCGGUGUGCAGAUGGAAAUGGCCAGCGACUCGUCCAGUGUUCUAGACGACUCAGUCUGCAACAGCAGCCCGGAAACAGCCAACAACACUAUGUUUUCUUCAUUGAGCCAACGUUUGCAAAGGGGAAAGGAUGAGCUCUCUGCCUACCUCAAUCGCAAUCAUGUGCAGAGUGCUGGAUUGCAGUCUAAUUUUCGCCGGAGCUUGCCUGUUGAAUCUCCCCUAGAAUCGUACGGCAAGAAAGGGCGCGACUUGCUGCUUUCUGCGCAGAACCUAGUCAGUUUCAUAUCUCCGACCUCGAAAGAAGGGUAUUCUUCCAAGAACGAAGUCUCCUCCUCAGAUCUUAUCCUCCGCAUCGAAAAUUUGGAGACAAGAAAUGCCAGACUUGAAGCUGAAAUUCAAGAGAAGAACAAACUGCUUCAUGAGCAGCGACUUGAUAUAUACAGGAGACGUGAAGAGGAGGAAGACGUGCGAGAAGAUCUCUUGAAGCGAUGUCGCGUCGCUGAGGCUUUGCGAGAUGAAGCUCUCGAUUCUUUUGAUGAAGCAAUAUCGCAAUUGAAAUUUUUGGAAAGGAAGUUCAAAGAUGAAGCUUUGAGAGCGGAUGAAGAAUUGCAGAGGGUACAAGAAGAGUCAGAUAAUCUUUUAAGCUCCAAACAGCUUGCGAUGGAAGCUAUGAAGUCCACCCUACAGCGCGAAAUUGAGGAGUUGAAAUCAAAAUGUGCUGAGCAUAGUCUCACCAUCCAAAAGCUUCAGGACGAGAGCAAGAAGGAGGAGUACGAGAAGCUGCAGAAAUUGAGCGAAGAUCAAGCAAAGCAAAUCGAGUCACUCAGGACCGAAUUGAAGAAGGCUGACAACUUCUAUCUUUCUCGUGCAAAAUUUGAUGCUCGACUUCGCGAGGAGGCGAAGAAAGCCAAUGAAGAGAAAGAGGCCCUUCAGAGCAUGGUUGACUCUCUCAAGGCCAGAGAAAACGAGCAGCAUGGCAUCAUGAAGAAACAGAUAGAAUACAUCUUGGACAGGGUCCAAGGAUCAUUACUCGAUUGUAUCGCCGUGCAAGAUUGCGAUGGCAAGGGAUUAGAGCUGGUCGAGAUGCUUCGUUCGGAAAAUAGCAAGCUCACAGCAGACUUGUCCGCUCUGACUGAUCAGUUGGAGGGAGAAAGACGGGGUCUUCAAGGCGAAGCCUCCAAGAAUAUAUCCAUGAAACGAGAAAUAGAAGCGCUGCGUAGUGAUCAGAGCAAGCUCGUCUUGGAGAAAGAAGCAAUGAGCAACAAGAUCAGCAGUCUUGAGGUGGAAUUCAACGAGCUACGA